AUGUCGUCAAUCGCACGACCCCCAGACCCAUGUCUCGUGGCAAUUAUUCUCAUAGUUCGCUCACGUACCGGCCCGCGCCUCGUCUUCCACUACCCUCCGAAUCCCCUCAGCGAGAACCGCCUUAAAACCACCACGAAGGGCGGCCGUCGCAUUUCCCGCACCCGCACCAAACAGGGCUCCAAGAACACCGAUUCCAGUUCCAGCGAUGACAGUGGACUAAGUUCCGACGAGGACGAGGAAGAACGAGAACUCCAAAACCAGAGCCAAAGUCAAAGCCAGUCUCACGCCCAGAGUCAUGGCGGAGGUGCAAGUUCCGUGCUUGCUGGUCGCCGCGCUAGUAACUUUGCGCUUGAUGAGCUUUUAUUGAAUGCCACAUCGCCUGCUGCGGGCGAUAGCCAGCGACCUGGAUCACUUGGCUCUGGACGUGGCUCGUCAAUGCGCAAACGCGGUGGUGCGGGCUCCGAUCCCGAGGAGGACGGAGGGACAUCUGAUCGGCCGGAUGAUGGUCCUGGAAGUUCAAGACCGCCUUGGGAGUCACUUCUGGGUGUGCCGGGGAGUGUUUGGGAGAAGCUCCUGAGCCCUUCGCGCUCGUGGCAUAAGCGGCGGUUUGAGGUUGGGAUCAAUGAUCUGGCGCUUAUUGGGUGGCCGGUCUUUGUGCGCGAGGAUGGAAGUUGGCGCAAGCAACGGCGCAAGAAAACGAAAAAGCCUCGUGCCGAUUGGGAUGGGGGAGAGUUGGGUCACAACGAGAAUGCCGAGGACGGCCCGAAAGAUGAACGCUUCAUGAUGUCUCCUGAUUUGGGUGCUAGUGUUGCUUCCAUGGCGGACUCGUUGAUAUCGCCCACCGAAAGCAAACGAGGGUCGACGAGUGGGAGACCUGGGAAACCAGAUGAGACAUUUGAUCCCGAAGACAAGGAUCAUAUGACGAUGUUCAAUGUGGUGUUUGUCGUUGACCCGCCCUUGUUGGAAUAUUCAAUGCGCGUGAAAGAAAUCUAUGACAACGUCAUCAAAAAAUUCGCCAAAGCGCUCAAAUGGGAGCAAGCUCGCACUGACUAUGUCUGGAAAGAGUCCCAGCAUAUCUUACAGGUUAGGAGGAGGGCUAGAGAGACCAAGACAUCAACCCAUAACCUUUACUCCGAACUGAUCUCUCAAUCUUCGCUGGCUCGAGCUAUUUACACAGUCUACAGCAGUAUAUCGGCAUCCAAGAUUGCAUCCGUGUCGCUCAGCCCAGAUGUCUCUAUCUCGCUCCAAAUUCCACCCCUGACCUCCACGCCAUGCCUCGCUGGCCCCAUGGACAAGUCAUACCCGGGCCUAUGGCUGACCACGGCAGAUAGUGCCACUCCAGUCGAUGACCCCGGGGCUGAUGAAAGCAAUACGCCACAUCAAGUCCUGGCAAAGCACUUUGCUCUGCUCCUGCUGGAUAGCGAGGCUGCCAUCAUCAAAGAUGUCGAGGCCUCCGGCGGAGCGCUUGCUCCUGCACUAGCACACUACAUCCGGUGUUCUAAACCAACCAAGUCAUUUGCGCAGAUAUCGUUGUCCUCGGGAAUUCCCUUGCCGCACAUCCAGAUGCUCUCGAGCCACCUUGUAUACUGGCGACGUGCUCGUGCCAUCCCCCCAAUUCAUCAGAGAGAUACAUAUAUCGUUUCCCCCAAUUGCGAUCUAAGCAAGCUGGAAAUAGCCACUGUUGCUUAUCAAACAGCAUUCCCAACUUACCCAAGUUUACCCAAGAUGUUGUCCACUCUCAGUGGCACUCCACGCCCAUACAGCAACUUUAUACCCAGCAAAGACCACAAGGAGAUAUACUUCACCAUUCUAGCCUGGCUACUACGUGGUGGCUGGGUUACCCAGCUUCGCACUUUUGCUCGCAUCAAAGUCUCACCAGAGGUCAAAAUGGCUGUGGAAAUGGCCCUACGGAAGGAAGAGGUCGACCGUUACCUGGCUAAAGGAGCCUCAAACUCUCUCUCGAUUGAGUCCGAUGGUGAACACGAGGAAAUCGGUGACACCCACUCUUCCUCUUCAUCUUCUCUCGACAGCCACGAAAGCGGAGAAGAAACUCCCAUGCCCGGCCGCGUCGACCCACAGGCCCGACUUCGUUUCUCUCACAAACUCCUAGAUCGAUCGACUGCUCUCCGCUUAUCUUCCUUUAUUCUCUCUCCUCACCGGGCCUCUCCCCUGGAAUCCCGCUGGCUGGACGAGAUCGUUCGCCGAUUCCCCGACAACCCCAAAACCGACCAGGGAGAGGAAAACGCUAGCCCGGAUAUUACGCCCAACGAUAUCCAGACCAUACAUAAGAAAUAUUGGCCCGUCUUCCUCAAGUACUUUAAUGGUCUCGAUGCCCUGGAGAAAAUCCCUGUGCGCGAGAAUCUCAAGCGCAAGCUGGUCUGGCAGGUUCUCAUGCGACUGGGUCUAGUGACUGGACCACUGGGGUCGAUGGACCUCGACGCUCGCGAACAAGUCCUGGUCAGCGUUCGACACUGGUAG
Messenger RNA from Penicillium salamii, 2478 nucleotides. Lineage: Eukaryota; Fungi; Ascomycota; Eurotiomycetes; Eurotiales; Aspergillaceae. The record is from the annotation of a GenBank genome assembly.